This is a messenger RNA of Amoebophrya sp. A120, 3385 nucleotides long. The record is from the annotation of a GenBank genome assembly. NCBI's taxonomy places the organism in Eukaryota, Dinophyceae, Syndiniales, Amoebophryaceae.
GGAUUCUGACGCAGGCAUCACACGGGAUCACUCCACCACUACGCAUUCUGCACAUACACCACCCGCAUUGGAGGGCGCAGUAUCGAUUCUGCUCAUCUGUGUCGGCGUCCCAGAAUUGAUUCGCGUCUCUGGGAGUGAGAAAAAAAUGUCCUCCUGUCCCGUUUUUUUCUGUCCGCGAGCAUCAUUCAUCCGGAUAUGGUCGACAAAAUGUUUCCGUUUCGUCUUCCGGCUUCUGGUUCUUAUGGCGGGCAUCAGAAGGGCACUGUUUCCACAUCCACUGCUCUUGGCGUGCCUCUCUUCCCAGGCAGCAGGAGACGAGACAUCAGGGCAUCAAGCCGAAAUGGAAGAAAUGUUUUCACCGGUGACAUCAUCAAAUGACCCGGUGAUAAGCCAGCUAGACAAAUACUUCGGCUACAACGUGGCGCACCAUCUGGGGCAUUUGCACGCGUACGACGCGUCACUGCCGAGUUGCGAACCUUUGGUCGCGAGGGAAGUAGAGCAUAGAGCCCCCGCGGUUGACUUUGACGGCUUCUCGGCCGCUGAAGUGAAGGGGCUGUCGGGUGAAAAUCGAAAUCACGAUAGAUCUUCACUCCCGAGACGAAUCUUGCAAGUUCAAAUCGGACGAAAGGUAGCUCAACAAAUCUCACCAACGCUGAAUGAUGAAGCUAGGGUUGAAGAUGCCCCCGAGCUGCCUCCUGUUGCAGUAACGUCGACUGUGGUGAAUCACGAGCAUUUUCUCAGGUCCGACUUUAUUCCGGUUUUGAAGAUCAACAGUACGACGACAACACGACCAAAUGUUGAUAUUUCACUUUCACGAAACGCAGCAACGGUAGCGGAACCGCAAGUCGUUCCGGUCUCUGAUCACUUGACCUGGUUCCGUCUCGCGCUGGCGGAUCCGGAGCACAAGGUCGGAGAUCUAGAGCAGGUUUUUCGCUCCACCGACCGCUAUCACGCAAUUGUGGUGGAUGUUGUGUCAUCGCUUGAUGAUGACAGUGAAAAUCAAAUAAAUUAUGCCGUCGAUGCUGAAGUUAAUCAAUAUUCGCCCGCAGCAGCAGCUUCUCCUCAUGCAGCCGUAGAGCAGGAGGCGGCUACUCCUACUCGGCGUAGGCCAGUAGUAGAAUCAGGACUACUUGGCGGAACAACCGGGCUGGCCGCUCUUCUCGGUAAAGUGCUGCACAAGGCGCAAACAUUCUGUAGUCGCAUCAUUCUACGAGUAAGCAGCUCCAUAUCUUUGAAGAGGAGCUCCACAACAACUACAGUGUCACCAGAGCCAGCAUUGCAAGAAGAUGCGAUCGUGUCCCUGAAGCGCGAAGUUCUGAAGAUGGGAGGAGAAAACGCCACCGGCUGCGUCCUCCUGGACCACGAGCAGCUGCCACGAGGAACAAAUAAUAUAUUUCAGAGCCGCUACUACUUCGCCGUUUCUCUGAACAUGAACGCGUGGUCGCAUACGAAGCACCUCGCAGAGCGGCUUUUGCAGCAACGAGCCGCGCACGCCGACGAGCAAAGCUACAACCGAUUUGGGCCGCCCUACCUCGGUAUGAGUCCGGUGACCACGCUGUUUAUGUACGUGCACAGGGAGAUGUGGAAGAAAUUGCUGGAACGACAAGAAAUGGUGAAAAGGACCACGAGCUCAAGUGAAGUUGAUGUGCAUCAAAGCGAUAAAAUAGAUAAAGUGAACUUUCCGUCUGCUGCAGAAGGAGAACGACUUGCAGCUGAGCGGGCGCAGCCAGAUGAAAGCAGAUACCAUCCGGACGAUUUUAGUCCCCUAGACCACAACGAGUGGGGUAUGGUAAACGCGUUCUACACACUUCCGCUCGCCCACUGGACCGAAGUGCAGCGGUUGCGGGACUUGGAGUCUAAGUAUGGAGACGGGUGCGGACGAGAUGAUCUGACCGUGAACUUCGUGGCGCAUCCGGACUCCCGGGUGAGCGGGGAUUUCGCGCAGACCGUGGUGGACACGAGUGCCGCGGCGGUCAAAAAAAACGAGGAAAUAAAUCAUGAAGCGCCGCCGGGGGCCACGCCAGCUGCAACUAAACCAAGCGCAAGUGCCGGUGGACAACAUGAGCAACAGAGUUCGCCUCAAGUUGUAGGAAAAGUGACCAAGACCGCCGUGCUCCUUGGCGGCGACCGCAUGCGCAAUUCCUUCCAACGCGGGUGCAAGUCGCACAACUACGCCCCGCACUACGUGCGGCAUUUGUGGCAUCUGGUGAAACGAACUAAACCCUUCGCGGUCAUUGAAGUCGGGGUGCUCCGGGGCUCGGGAUUGGCGAUGUGGUCGGAUUUUUUUCGGGGGAACGCGGAGGUGCACGGUUUCGAUUUGGAGACGAAAUUUGCGUUCGAAAACCGGAAGUACCUGGUGGAAAGAGGCGCGUUUGGCCUGGUGGGGCCGGACGAGAGGACGAGUGAAAAUAUAUCAGCAGGGGAGAGCAGUGUGAGUGGACCAGCGCGGGGACCUGCUCAGCAGGGUGAAGUAGAUGAUGAUAGCGUCACAAGUUCUGGUCCUCCACCUUGCGAGUGCGCGACGAGGACCAACAGCGAUAAGAAAUCGCAAGACCACCACGACGCGUUUGAGUUUUUUUCUCUCAAAAAGUACUCGGUUCAGGAGCAUCUGCAGGUGCCUGCGGCGAGCCAAUUAGAAGCCGCCGCCGACGCUUGCGCGGCGAGAUGCUCGCGAUUGCCUCUGGACGUGCACGACCAGCAUGAGGGUCGUCCUGCCUCAGAUCAAAACAAUGUCAUCGAAGUGAAGCACCACAAUGCGCCGUACCUCUACAAGUUUGACCAAACGACCGUCUCGCAGACGUUGAUCAAUCGUGUGGAGCAGACGCUGAGCUGGCCAGCAGCAUCAUCGACGUCUUCCGUAAUAGGAUCCGCAGGAGGUAGCAGUUCUUCAACAACAUCAGUUUCAUCUCGGCCCCCGGUGCUCCUAGUAAUCGACGACGGCAAACACGAUUCCCAGACCGCGUGGAUCACGUUUCGAACCUUCAUCGGCUUACUGUCCGAGAGGACGAGUCAGCAGGAGCACAGAAACCAGAAAGAUGAUGAAAAGCUUCCGUGGGAGGACCAAAAUGAGUUCUACCAAAACGACGGCGCUUUGUCCUCUUCACCGAUCGUAGGAGAUGAAACAGGGUCCUCGUCGACGUCCCGAAGAUCCUUUUCUCCGCCUGCUGCUCCUUGGGUGUAUGUGAUCGAGGACUGUAUGUGCAACACGUUUGUGUUUUUGUUGCAACAGAAGAGACCGGAUCUAUUCAUUUACAAGUACUGGAACGGACACAACUCAGAUCUGAUUUUCAUUCAGCCGACGCGGGUCGAAGACCAGAAAAUAUCAGGAGGAUCUCAUUGGUCAUGGAGAAAGGGCAAAGCCAUGUACAGCUCCACCGUGGUUUGA